AUGAGUCAGCCACCGACGGGGGGCGCUGCCCCUGCCACAGCCGCAGCCUCUGCCGCCACAGCUGCCACUGAGGCUCGCUUGCACCCGGAGGGCAGCAGCAGAAAGCAGCAGCGUGCUCAGUCACCCGCUAGACCGAGGGACAAUUCGGUGCGACAGACCACCGCGGCCACCCGGUCCCCGGUAGGGGCUGGCACUAAACUCAAUCCUAUUCGACAGCAGCAGCUGCAGCAGCAGCAGGGCAACAAGACCGGGAGCCGCACGGCGCCUCCGGCCAGCGCCCGAGGAAGCGGAGGAGGGGCGGAGAAGGCCGCGCCCCUGGCGCCCAAGGGGGCCGCGCCGGGAGCUGUCCAGUCCUUGGCUGGUGCUGAAGCGGCCCCCGUGGCGACCCUGGCCCCGGUGGGUGUCAGGAGGCCUGGCGCGUCGGCGGAGCCGCCCCGGGAGCUAGAGCCCGCGUCCUCUAAACUCGGGGAACCCCCUCCGCUCGGAGAAGGAGGAGGAGGGGGUGGGGAAGGAGGAGGAGCCGGCAGCGGCUCUGGGGAAAGGGAGGGGGGCGCUCCGCAGCCGCCGACGCCGCCGCCGCCCAGGGGCUGGCGAGGGAAAAGCGUACGCGCUCAGCCGAGGGGCGGCAGCGGCGCGGAGGGGGCCUCCACCUCGCCAUCCACCUCCUCUGCGGGCAAAACCCCAGGCUCCGGCAGCAGAAACUCCGGGAUUGGCGUUGUGGGGCCUGGCAGCGGUGGCGGAGGGAGCUACUGGAAGGAAGGAUGUCUGCAGUCUGAGCUCAUCCAGUUCCAUCUCAAGAAAGAGCGGGCGGCGGCGGCGGCGGCGGCCGCGGCUCAGAUGCACACUAAGAACGGCGGCGGCGGCAGCAACCGCAGCUCUCCGGUCGCUGGCGCCCCUACCAUUUUUGAGCCCCUCGCAGUCCCUUCCACCUCCCCAAUGGCGGCGGCAGCAGCAGAGGGACCCCAACAGGGCGCAGAGGGCAGCGCGAGCGGCGGCGGCGGCAUGCAGGCAGCGGCGCCCCCUUCGUCGCAGCCGCACCCGCAGCAGCUCCAGGAGCAGGAGGAAAUGCAGGAGGAGAUGGAGAAGCUGAGGGAGGAAAACGAGACUCUCAAGAACGAGAUCGAUGAACUGAGGACCGAGAUGGACGAGAUGAGGGACACUUUCUUCGAGGAGGAUGCCUGUCAACUGCAGGAAAUGCGCCACGAGUUGGAGAGAGCCAACAAAAACUGCCGGAUCCUGCAGUACCGCCUCCGCAAAGCCGAGCGCAAACGGCUCCGCUACGCGCAGACCGGGGAAAUCGACGGGGAGCUGUUGCGCAGUCUGGAGCAGGACCUCAAGGUAGCAAAGGAUGUAUCUGUGAGACUUCACCAUGAAUUGGAAAAUGUGGAAGAAAAGCGAACAACAACAGAAGACGAAAAUGAGAAACUGAGGCAACAGCUUAUAGAAGUUGAGAUAGCAAAGCAAGCUCUGCAGAAUGAACUGGAAAAAAUGAAGGAGCUAUCUUUAAAGAGAAGAGGAAGCAAAGAUUUGCCAAAAUCUGAAAAGAAGGCUCAACAGACUCCCACAGAGGAGGACAAAGAAGAUCUGAAAUGCCAGCUGCAGUUCGUGAAGGAAGAAGCUGCUUUGAUGAGAAAGAAAAUGGCCAAGAUUGAUAAGGAAAAGGACAGAUUCGAACACGAGCUCCAGAAGUACAGAUCCUUUUAUGGGGAUCUGGACAGUCCUCUGCCUAAAGGAGAAGCCGGGGGGCCUCCCAGCACCAGAGAGGCUGAGCUCAAGCUGCGGCUGAGGCUGGUGGAGGAAGAAGCCAACAUCCUGGGCAGAAAAAUCGUCGAACUGGAGGUGGAGAACAGAGGCCUGAAGGCGGAACUGGACGACCUGAAGGGCGACGACUUUAACGGCUCGGCCAACCCCCUCCUGAGGGAGCAGAGCGAAUCCCUGUCGGAGCUGCGGCAGCACCUGCAGCUGGUGGAAGACGAGACGGAGCUGCUGCGGAGGAACGUGGCCGACCUGGAGGAGCAGAACAAGCGCAUCACGGCGGAGCUCAACAAGUACAAGUACAAGUCGGGCGGCCACGAGAGCGCGCGGCACCACGACAGCGCCAAGACCGAGGCCCUGCAGGAGGAGCUGAAGGCGGCUCGCCUGCAGAUCAACGAGCUCAGCGGCAAGGUCAUGCAGCUGCAGUACGAGAACCGCGUGCUCAUGUCCAACAUGCAGCGCUACGACCUGGCCUCGCACCUGGGCAUCCGCGGCAGCCCCCGCGACAGCGACGCCGAGAGCGAUGCGGGCAAGAAGGAGAGCGACGACGACUCGCGGCCGCCGCACCGCAAGCGCGAAGGGCCCAUCGGCGGCGAGAGCGACUCGGAGGAGGUGCGCAACAUCCGCUGCCUCACGCCCACCCGCUCCUUCUACCCGGCGCCCGGGCCCUGGCCCAAGAGCUUCUCUGACCGGCAGCAGAUGAAGGACAUCCGCUCGGAGGCCGAGCGCCUGGGCAAGACCAUCGACCGGCUCAUCGCCGACACCAGCACCAUCAUCACCGAGGCGCGCAUCUACGUGGCCAACGGGGACCUGUUCGGACUGAUGGACGAGGAGGACGAUGGCAGCCGCAUCCGCGAGCACGAGCUGCUCUACCGCAUCAACGCGCAGAUGAAGGCCUUCCGCAAGGAGCUGCAGACCUUCAUCGACCGCCUCGAGGUGCCCAAGUCCGCGGACGACGCCGGCGCCGAGGAGCCCAUAUCCGUGAGUCAGAUGUUCCAGCCUAUCAUUUUACUUAUUCUCAUUCUUGUAUUAUUUUCAUCACUUUCUUACACAACAAUAUUUAAACUUGUCUUCCUUUUUACACUGUUUUUUGUACUGUAA
Messenger RNA from Eubalaena glacialis (North Atlantic right whale), 2856 nucleotides. It is a transcript of the gene MTCL3, whose product is annotated as MTCL family member 3. The record is from RefSeq and is a predicted model, not a curated record. Gene Ontology annotation, biological process: regulation of autophagy. Lineage: Eukaryota; Metazoa; Chordata; Mammalia; Artiodactyla; Balaenidae. The transcript has 6 exons. Bases 1 to 2856 code for a protein of 951 amino acids.